AUGAAAAAACCCGCAUUUCUCCGUUUUGUUACCGUUGAAGGGUUGAAAAACCUUUCUAGGCUCGGUGUUUUGAUGAGUACAUCGUUUUGCUUGGCCUUGUUGUUUGUCAGUAGUAUUGUGGAUUACAACACCUUGUGGAAUCCAGGACCGGAAUCUGCAUUUACUGCAGCUGAAACUUACUACACGUUGCUAGCGAAUGCGAGUGCUUACCAUAGAUACUUUUUCUACUUUGUUGUCAGUUCAGGAAUGAUCUUCCAUAUUAUUCAAGCCAACAAAGUAACGGGUGAUGACCGCUUGUAUUAUUAUUCCAGUACUUUUUUGUAUAUAACUGCGUCUGUGAUAUUUAUCGUCAAUGUUUCUCCUGCUAUCAUUACUGCAAAAUUACGUCGAUACAUUCAAUUCGACAGGAACAUGCAUUUUAUGGUUCUUGGUGCCUCUCAAGUCUUGAUUGGUUUUCUUUUGGUCGGUGUCCUUCUUCUCCAGCUUGGACAUCUAUUUGCUCUUUAUGUAACCGAUAUCUUUCAACGCGAGGAUACCGAGAAACAAUCUAAUGAAGCGGCCGAGCAGGAAAUUUCUGCUACUGACAAAGAAUACACUUCCAAAGUCACCUCCAAGUAUUCCAGUCAAGUACAGAACAAAAAGGAAAACUAG
This is a messenger RNA of Schizosaccharomyces osmophilus, 651 nucleotides long. It is a transcript of the gene psh3, whose product is annotated as ER packaging chaperone for amino acid permeases Psh3. Lineage: Eukaryota; Fungi; Ascomycota; Schizosaccharomycetes; Schizosaccharomycetales; Schizosaccharomycetaceae. The coding region runs from base 1 to 651 and encodes 216 amino acids. Gene Ontology annotation, cellular component: endoplasmic reticulum membrane. The record is from RefSeq and is a predicted model, not a curated record. The transcript is spliced from 2 exons. Gene Ontology annotation, biological process: endoplasmic reticulum to Golgi vesicle-mediated transport.